AACAAAAAAUAUGGCGACUACCUAUUGCUUGCAUUUGUAGCUUUGCCGAUUUUUUAUUUUUUAUGUGAAGAAGUCAAACUUAUGUUUGAAAAUAUAUUAAUAAUAUCGUAUAAUUAGCGUUAAUUAAUAUUUCAUUGAGGCAGAACCAAAUAUUUAACAAAGAAGAUGUAUGACGAUAGACGUGGAGGUCGCGGGGGUAGUCGUGGAGGUCCAAGGGGUGGCGGAAGAGGACGAGGCGGAUCGAGGGGUGGUCGUUCGGCUGAUAGAUCUCAAGAGAGGGGAAGUAGGUUUGGAGGUACUAGCGGAGGCCGUGGUGGUAGAGAUGGGAGCAGAGGCGGCGGGAGAGGUUUCGGAAGUCGCGGUGGCCGUGAUGGUAGAGAUCGCGAAGACUUCCGCAGCAAUUUCAAAAACGAGCAACCCGGUGGGGCGCUUCGUAAAAUACGCUGGGACACCAUCACGCUGACGCCAUUCCAGAAAAACUUUUACACUCCCCAUCCUAACGUUCAAAUGCGCUCAAUGGCCGAAGUUGAAGCUUACAGGAGCCAACAUCAGAUCACAGUAAAGGGGAGAGAUGUUCCGCCGCCAAGUAUGUAUUUUGAAGAAGGUGGCUUCCCUGAUUAUGCUAUGAAGGAAAUUUUGAAACAAGGUUUUCCAAAUCCAACACCAAUUCAAGCACAAGGUUGGCCGAUUGCUCUAUCUGGAAGAGACAUGGUGGGGAUUGCUCAAACUGGAUCGGGGAAGACAUUAGCUUAUAUCUUGCCUGCUAUUGUACAUAUAAUUAAUCAACCACGGUUACUUCGGGACGAUGGCCCAAUUGUCCUUGUGUUGGCACCAACUAGAGAAUUAGCUCAACAAAUCCAACAGGCUCUAGUAUCAAUGAAUGGAAAUGCAGCAGAAAGGGAUAGAAUUCCUGGCCCCAUGGAUGUUGUGGCGACAGACUUCGGCCAAAAUGUGCAAGUACGCAACACCUGCAUAUUCGGUGGGGCUCCAAAAGGUCCCCAGGGUAGGUCCCUGGAGCGUGGGGUGGAAAUUGUGAUUGCAACACCUGGAAGACUUAUUGAUUUCUUGGAGAAAAAUACUACAAAUCUUCGUCGCUGCACUUACCUAGUAUUAGACGAAGCAGAUAGAAUGUUGGACAUGGGAUUCGAACCACAGAUUCGCAAGAUUAUCGAACAAAUCCGACCUGAUAGACAGGUUCUCAUGUGGUCAGCUACAUGGCCAAAGGAAGUUCAGAAUCUAGCCGAAGAGUUUCUACAUGAUUAUAUCCAAAUCAACAUAGGGUCAUUAUCACUGUCCGCCAAUCAUAAUAUCCUGCAAAUCGUCGACGUGUGCGAAGAAUGGGAGAAAAAUGAUAAACUCUUAACACUGCUCAAUGAAAUAUCUUCCGAGGAAGAGACUAAAACCAUUAUAUUUGCUGAGACUAAGAGAAAGGUGGAUGAAAUAACAAAAACAAUCAAUCGCGCCGGAUGGCGAGCGCUCGCGAUACACGGCGAUAAGAACCAACAGGAUCGCGACUAUGUACUCAGCCAGUUCAGACAAAACCAGGGCGGGAUACUAGUCGCGACUGACGUAGCAGCAAGGGGGCUUGACGUGGAGGACGUGAAGUUCGUGAUCAACUACGACUAUCCGAACAACUCGGAGGACUACGUGCACCGCAUCGGGCGCACAGGCCGCUCGCACAACACCGGCACCGCGUACACGCUGUUCACGCCCAAUAAUUCUGCUAAGGCUAAAGAUUUGAUGUCAGUGCUGCAAGAGGCUAACCAAGUCGUGAAUCCCAAACUGAUGGAGUUGGCGCAGUGCGGUAUGGGUUUCAAGGGAAAGUUCAACCGUGGCAGAUACCGCGACAGGGACGAUGAGCCUCGAGGGGGAGGACGGGGCAGAGGUGGGGGUAGAGGCCGGCCCGAUAGAGGAUCAAGAUGGGAUAACAAUGAUUCAUCCAACGGCUUCCAAGGGUCCACUUUCAACCGGCCGGAGGGGGGAGGCUUUCCCCGACAGAACUUCAACCGCGACCAGAGCCGCGAGUCUUUCCGCGGCCGUGGGCGUGGUCGUGGGCGUGGGAACUUUAACAGUUACGGACAGGGCAACACUGGCUAUGAACAGAGCCAGGGCUACCAGCAGAAUAGCUAUUAUAAUAUGUACUCGCAGCCAGCCGAACAAAACUAACAUGUGAUGAAUGUGUAAACAGACUUGGGCAUUUGGAUCUUGAAAAUUUGGAGGUUUCAGUUAAUUUUUGAG
This is a messenger RNA of Zerene cesonia (dogface butterfly), 2238 nucleotides long. Its product is annotated as ATP-dependent RNA helicase dbp2-like. Gene Ontology annotation, molecular function: RNA binding; ATP binding; RNA helicase activity. Gene Ontology annotation, cellular component: nucleus; ribonucleoprotein complex; cytoplasm. The record is from RefSeq and is a predicted model, not a curated record. The transcript is spliced from 11 exons. The coding region runs from base 166 to 2166 and encodes 666 amino acids. Lineage: Eukaryota; Metazoa; Arthropoda; Insecta; Lepidoptera; Pieridae.